AUGCCUCAAGUUGUGUGCAAGCAUCCUAGCCUUCAAUGUGACCUUCGGGAGCCUGUUCCUAUUCGUCAUACGUAUCACCAGCUUGGAGAUAUCAACAUCGCUGGGAUUAUGUCUGCACUGUUUACAUUUUCUGAUCCCAUUGAUUUCAGCCAACAUCCUUCUCAGGCACUUCAGGAUACAUCUGUAAUAUUUUAUCAGAAUUACCAGCAUGUGCUGGUGUUAGCGUUUACUAUAAAAGAGAUCAAUAAGCAUCGUCAGAUCCUUCCCAAUGUCACGCUGGGAUUCCACAUUUUUAACAGCCAUUUCAGUCCAAGCUGGACUUACUUAGCCUCAAUGCUUCUGCCUUUCACUCAUGGCAAAUUCAUCCCUAACUACAAGUGUGGGGUCCCAAAACAUUUGGCUGCCGUGAUUGGGGGACCUGAUAUCUCUCUUCACAUGGCAUCUGUAUUGUGCAUCUACAAAGUUCCUCAGUUGACCUAUGGCUCUGCUCCAGACAUGGAGAAAGAGACUCAAGCAGUUUUCUUCCAGCAAAUGUUUCCAGAUGAAUCCCAGGAACAUCAGGGCCUCAUGGUUCUAUUGAAGUAUUUAAGAUGGAUCUGGGUUGGGAUUCUUGUAGUAAAAGAUGAGAAAGCAGAGAAAUUUGUCCAGGAAGUGGUCCCUUCCUUUUCUUACUAUGGCAUCUGCACUGAGUUCAUAGCAGAGUUACCAAACAUAGAUUUCUAUAAUGAUUUUACUGAAGUUAUAGAUGAAGGACUGUGUGUAUACCAUGUUCUCAUGAACAGCAGAGCCAAUGUGAUAAUCGUGUAUGGUAAAAUUCAGACCAUAUCAGUUCUGAGAAGCUUCCUCCGGUUUUCAGAAGUGGAGGACAUACCAAAGAAGCCAAAGAUCUGGCUUAUAAAUGCUCAGACAGACUUCACCUCACUUUCCCUUCAUAAAUCUUGGGAUGUCCAUUUCCUACACGGGGCUUUAUCCUUUGCAGUCCACACUAAAGAGGUCCAGGAUUUCCAGGAAUUUCUUCACAAUCUAAGUCCAAAUAAUGACGAUCAUGAUCAUUUUCGGAAAGAUUUCUGGGAACAGGCAUUUGACUGUUUCUUCUCUAGUUCAAACACAGAGACAUCUGAGGCAACUUGUACCGGACAGGAGAAGCUCGGGUCCCUUCCUACAUCUGUGUUUGAAACAUGCAUCAGUGGCCAGAGUUACAAUAUUUACAACGCGGUCUAUGCUGUUGCACAUGCUUUGCAAUCUCUGUAUUUAUCCAAAUCCAGGGACGCAACAAUAGUAAAAAAAGGAAGGAAACAGUUUCAAAAUCAAAUGUGGUGGCAGGUUCAUUCUUUUCUAAGAAGUGUCAGAUUCAACAACAGCGUUGGAGAGAAAGUCUCCUUUGAUGAAAAUGGAGAUUUCAUUGGUGGAUAUGAUAUUAUCAAUUGGAUCUCAUUCCCAAACCAAUCCUUUCUUAGGAUCAAAGUCGGGAUGAUCGAUCCCACAGCUCCAAAGGACAAAUUCUUCAACAUUUCUGUUGAUUCCAUCACAUGGCCAGUAGGAUUUAAUCAGGCAUUGCCUUUAUCUCUGUGCAAUGAACCCUGUGAGACAGGAUACAGCAAGGAGAAGAUAGAAGGGAAGUCAUUUUGCUGCUAUGGUUGCCGUCUAUGUCCAGAGGGGAAAAUAUCAAAGGAGAAGGAUGUGGAUGACUGCUCUCCAUGUCCAGAGGAUCAAUACCCAAAUCCUGGCAAAAAUAUGUGCAUUCCAAAGCGGAUCACUUUUUUGUCCUAUGAAGAACCUUUGGGGAUCAGUCUGACUGUUCUUUCUCUUUCCUUUUCCUUAAUGACAACUUUGGUCAUCACAAUCUUCAUGAAACACAAAGACACUCCCAUCGUCAAAGCCAACAACCGGAAUCUCACCUACAUUCUCCUGGUUUCCCUCCUCCUCUCUUUCCUUUGUGUCUUUCUAUUUGUUGGGAGACCCAAUACAAUUGUGUGUCUCCUUCGACAGCCAGCUUUUGGGUUCAUCUUUUCUGUGGCGGUUUCUUGUGUCUUGGCCAAAACCUUUGUUGUGGUUCUAGCAUUCAUGGCCACCAAACCUGGUUCCAGAUUGAGGAAAUGGGUGGGGGGAAGAAUGGUCAGUUUCAUUCUUCUUUCCUGCUCCCUUGUUCAAAUGUGUAUUUGUGCUGUGUGGCUGAUAAAGUCCCCACCGUACCCAGAUUUUGAUGCACGCUCAGUUUCUGAAGAACUCAUCCUGGAGUGCAAUGAAGACUCGGUCAUGUUCUACUGUGUUUUGGGUUUUAUGGGCUUUCUUGCUCUGGUUAGCUUCUCUGCUGCUUUCCUAGCUAGAAAGUUACCUGACAGUUUCAAUGAAGCCAAAUUCAUCACCUUCAGCAUGUUGGUCUUCUGCAGUGUUUGGCUGUGUUUUAUCCCAACCUAUCUAAGCACAAGAGGAAAAUAUACAUUGGCUGUGGAGAUCUUCUCCAUGAUCUCCUCCAGUGCUGGCUUAUUGGUGUGCAUCUUCCUUCCCAAGUGUUUUAUCAUUGUGAUGAGACCUGAACUGAACGAUAAACAUCAACUCAUGAAGAGAAAGUUUUAA
Messenger RNA from Thamnophis elegans (Western terrestrial garter snake), 2577 nucleotides. RefSeq names its product vomeronasal type-2 receptor 26-like. Lineage: Eukaryota; Metazoa; Chordata; Lepidosauria; Squamata; Natricidae. The transcript is spliced from 6 exons. Gene Ontology annotation, cellular component: membrane. The record is from RefSeq and is a predicted model, not a curated record. Gene Ontology annotation, molecular function: G protein-coupled receptor activity. Gene Ontology annotation, biological process: G protein-coupled receptor signaling pathway. The coding region runs from base 1 to 2577 and encodes 858 amino acids.